Messenger RNA from Protopolystoma xenopodis, 291 nucleotides. The record is from the annotation of a GenBank genome assembly. NCBI's taxonomy places the organism in Eukaryota, Metazoa, Platyhelminthes, Monogenea, Polystomatidea, Polystomatidae.
AUGAUGAUCAGAUUUGUGGUCUCUUCAAUCCUGAUUAUUGCCUCGAGCGUAUUUGCUGAUAUCAAGCUGCAAGAAAACGUAGAGCUGACCCCCGAAGAGUACGUGAAUGAGAGUCUUAGAGAUUGGGAUGCUCUGCUAAGACUGAAUGCCAUGCAGUCCAGUGCCAAUCUGCGAUCCUUGGGUCGGAAAUGCCAUCAACAAAUGCACCCUCAGGCGAGCAAAUGGAGAAAAGACCAAUAUAGGUCCCUUCGGAAUGUCUUCCCUGCCUUCACGGACAGCAACUUCCGCAGC